AUGGACGACAUUGACGCCAUGUUCAGUGACCUGCUGGGGGAGAUGGACCUCCUCACUCAGAGUCUCGGCGUGGAAACAGUGCCUCCAGCAUCUCCCUCCACCUCCACCAAGGAACUCAACUUCUCCAUCGGCUUCACAGACCUGAACGAGUCCCUCAAUGAACUGGAGGAUAAUGACUUGGAUGCACUGAUGGCUGAUUUGGUGGCCGACCUCAGUGCAACCGAGGAGAAACUGGCAGCAGAGAUGGGGACCCAGAAGGAGCCCUCACCGCCUCCCCAACACCUGCCGCCGCCACCCCUGGGCCUGAGCACUCUCCCCGCCCCCACCCUCGAUUCCCCCACCUCACCGGAGAGGAGCGGAGGCAGCCGCCUCAGCAGCCCGGCCUCCUCAGCAGCGUCGCUCUCACCACCUCCGCCUCCUCAGAAGUCUAAACCUUCGAAAGAGGAUAUCGAGGCUCAGAUCAAAGCGGACAAAAUCAAGCUCGCACUGGAGAAGCUGAAGGAAGCCAAAGUUAAAAAGUUAGUGGUGAAGGUGCUGAUGAAUGAUGGAAGCUCCAAGACGCUGAUGGUCGAUGAAAGGCAGACAGUCAGAGAAGUCCUGGAUAACCUGUUUGAGAAGACUCACUGCGACUGCAACGUGGACUGGAGCCUGUGUGAGACCAACCCUGAGCUGCAGCUUGAACGGGGGUUCGAAGACCAUGAGAACCUCGUGGAGCCACUCUCAGCAUGGACGAGGGACAGCGAAAACAAAGUCCUCUUUCAAGAGAGGCAGGACAAAUACGAGGUUUUCAAAAACCCCCAGAACUAUUAUCUCUGGAAGAAGAACAAGAAGGCCCUCCAAGAAAUAAAAGAUAGAGACAAAGAGUUAUUAAUACAGGAGAACUUCUGUGGGACUUCCAUCAUUGUGCCUGACCUUGAGGGGGCGCUCUACCUAAAAGAAGACGGCAAGAAGUCCUGGAAGCAGCGGCUCUUCCAGCUGAGGGCCUCGGGAAUUUAUUACGUGCCCAAAGGGAAGAGCAAGUCGUCUCGUGACCUGGUCUGCUUUGUCCAGUUUGACAAUGUCAAUGUCUACUAUGGGAAAGACUUCAAGAGCAAAUACAAGGCCCCGACAGACUUCUGCUUUGUUCUGAAGCAUCCUCAGAUCCAGAAGGAGUCUCAAUACAUCAAGUACCUGUGUUGUGAUGAUGCUUCGUCCCUAAAUCUGUGGGUGACUGGAAUACGAAUAGCAAAGUAUGGAGUGGCGAUGUAUGAAAACUAUAAAACAGCCAUGAAGAAGGCCGCCGUCACAUCUGUGUGGACGAACCGCAGCACCCCGUCCAGCUCCAAUCAGUCGACACCCUCACCCACCAUCAAAGGCAAAGCGCUGGGCCAAGCAAAUGGACAUGCCACCAAGCCCGAGCCGGGUCCUGUAUCUAAGGACUUUGGAAACGCCUCUCCUGCACCACCUCCACCUCCACCCCCGCCACUAAACGAGAUCCUCCCCCCGCCGCCUCCAGACCCAGUUCUGCCGCCACCGCCGCCUUCCUUGCCUGCCAAGAAAACCUCACCACUGCCAACAAAUUUCCCUCCACCUCCACCUGCCAUGGACAGCCUCCCUCCACCGCCUCUGCCCCCACCUGUCGAGGACACCUCCGAGGCCCCGCCGGACUUCCUCCCUCCCCCUCCUCCAGCUGCUGGCUUCGGUUCACUACCCCCUCCGCCGCCAAUGAUGAAUUCUCUACCGCCGCCGCCACCACCGGCCUGCUUUGGGGGUGUUGACCAGUCUCUGCCUCCUCCGCCACCAGAUCCUGGGUUUUUACCCCCACCUCCGCCACAGAUGCUACAAGGAGGUGGAGCAGGGGCACCUCCGCCUCCGCCACCGCCACCUCCACCUCCUGUUGCAGCCCCACGGGCAGCAAUACAACCUGCCGGCUCAGUGAAGAAGAUGCCUCCUCCUCCACCCAAGAGGACUACACCAUCGCUACAUGGAGGAGGCGGAGGAGGAGGAGGAGGAGGAGGAGACUUUAUGUCAGAGCUGAUGAAAGCUAUGCAGAAGAAACGUAGUGAUCAGUAACCUGAGCAAGGAAUUAGUGUACAAUGCUGUGCCUACUGAAGCCUUCUGAAAAACUUAACACCAUAACCAAUUUUCCUUGAUUCAAGUAAAGCAUCUCAUCUACACAUUAAACAACAAUAAAUAAGAUCUCAAGAUGAAAGGUUAUGCAGAGCAAAAAAGACAAUCUGCUGUCUCAUAUCCCUCUUUGUUUGAGACUAUAGAGAUAUCCACGCCAAAGUCUUGCAUGAAUCAAGUGAAACGGGAAUUAUUCUCAUUAUUCUAAGACCAAAAAGUAAUAUUUUAGCUUUAAAGAUGAUGCUGUGCAACACUGAAUCAUAUCACAUAGAUACAAUUGGUUGUUAUCAACAAGGGAGGUAGUGUGUGAAUAUUUUUGUAGUGAGAUUAGGCAGGCAGGACUGGUACAUACUAUGUUUUUUUAACAACAUAUAAUGUAUUAUCUUUGGUAAUAAGUGUGCAGAAUGAUGUUUUUCUUUCAUACUAAUGGAUAUCUGAUAAGCACAAUACAUAUUAUGAAAUGGUGUGCUGUCAUUUUGGAAAGAGACAUUUUCACAGUACUGUAUAUAUCUCCAAUUUUAUUGCACACAGGGCUGUAAAUAUUGUAAAAACACAUUGAUUGAUGCUUAGGAUAUAUGCUAUGCCCAGUUAGUUUUCAAACCACUGUUGGAAAUGCUGUUACCUGAAUAAAUACUCCAAUCUUCCUCA
Messenger RNA from Myripristis murdjan (pinecone soldierfish), 2754 nucleotides. RefSeq names its product amyloid beta (A4) precursor protein-binding, family B, member 1 interacting protein (gene apbb1ip). Gene Ontology annotation, biological process: signal transduction. The record is from RefSeq and is a predicted model, not a curated record. Gene Ontology annotation, cellular component: cytosol; plasma membrane. The transcript has 13 exons. Bases 1 to 2052 code for a protein of 683 amino acids. Lineage: Eukaryota; Metazoa; Chordata; Actinopteri; Holocentriformes; Holocentridae.